AUGAAGGUCCUCGCCGUGCUGGCGCUCGUCGCCGCCGCCGCGCCGUUCCUCCGCGCCGCCGGCCAGAGCGAGGAGGGGGCAGGGCCGCUGCCGUUCGCGGUGGGCGCGGCGCCGGCGGGCUGCGACGUCGCCCAGGGCGAGUGGGUGCGCGACGACGACGCCCGCCCGUUGUACCAGGAGUGGGAGUGCCCCUACAUCCAGCCGCAGCUGACGUGCCAAGCGCACGGCCGCCCCGACAAGGCGUACCAGAGCUGGCGCUGGCAGCCGCGCGGCUGCUCCCUGCCCAGGACGCGAAUAAUGCGCGGCAGGGCCGGGGCCGUGCUUCAACGCGACGCUGAUGCUGGAGAUGCUGCGGGGAAGCGGAUGCUGUUCGUGGGCGAUUCGCUGAACCGGGGCCAGUACGUCUCCCUGCUGUGCCUCCUGCACCGUGCCAUCCCCGACGGCGCCAAGUCGUUCGAGACGGUGGACUCGCUGAGCAUCUUCAGGGCCAGGGACUACGACGCCACCAUCGAGUUCUACUGGGCGCCCAUGCUGGCCGAGUCCAACUCCGACGACGCCGUGGUGCACUCCGCCGACGACCGCCUCAUCCGCGGCGCGCCCAUGGACAGGCACUCCAGCUUCUGGAAGGGCGCCGACGUCCUCGUCUUCAACUCCUACCUCUGGUGGGUCGCCGGGGACAAGACCCAGAUCCUGAGGGGCGCCGACAAUGAUCCGAGCAAGGACAUCGUGGAGAUGAAAUCGGAGGAGGCCUACCGGCUGGUGCUGUAUCAGGUGGUCCGGUGGCUGGAGCGCAACGUGGACGCCAAGAAGUCGCGGGUGUUCUUCGUCACCGCGUCGCCAACGCACACAGAGGGCAAGGCGUGGGGCGACAAGGCGGAGGGCGCCAACUGCUACGGCCAGACGUCGCCGAUCAGCGACGCCUCGUACCGGGGCAGCACGAGCCGGGAGAUGAUGCGGGUGACGGAGGAGGUGCUGGCCACGUCGCGGGUGCCCGUCGGGCUGGUCAACAUCACGCGGCUGUCGGAGUACCGCCGGGAUGCGCACACGCAGACCUACAAGAAGCAGUGGGUGGAGCCGACGGCCGAGCAGCGCGCCGAUCCCAGGAGCUACGCCGACUGCACGCACUGGUGCCUCCCCGGCGUGCCGGACACGUGGAACGAGCUGCUCUACUGGAAACUCUUCUUCCCCAGCAACGAUCAGUUCCUCUGA
Molecule: messenger RNA, 1209 nt
Organism: Miscanthus lutarioriparius
Lineage: Eukaryota; Viridiplantae; Streptophyta; Magnoliopsida; Poales; Poaceae
Source: the annotation of a GenBank genome assembly